Messenger RNA from Gallus gallus (chicken), 1680 nucleotides. RefSeq lists its product as uncharacterized. The transcript has 3 exons. The coding region runs from base 18 to 641 and encodes 207 amino acids. The record is from RefSeq and is a predicted model, not a curated record. NCBI's taxonomy places the organism in Eukaryota, Metazoa, Chordata, Aves, Galliformes, Phasianidae.
GGGGCCGGCGGGCGGCCAUGGGCAGCGGAGCGGACGAGGGGGAGAGGCGGCGGCUGCGGCGCCCUGCGGCUGCGCUCCCCGGAGGGUCCCGGCGUUGGCUCAUCCGCGGCGGCGGCCCCGCGGCGCGGCGGUACGCCGGCGAGGGCUGCGGCAGCUACGAAGCGCGGCGCGGGCGGGCGGCGCAGGGCCGGCCGAGGCUCAGCCCCAUCGCCGGCGGCGGGGCCGCCGCGCUCCUCCUCCGCCCCCGCGCAGCCGCGGGUCCCUCUCCACGCGCGCGCGCGCGCACCCACGCGGCCGCCCCGCAGCCCCCGCGGCCGCAGCAGCAGCAGCAGCAGCAGCAGCCGCCCCGGGCGGCCUCCGCUAAGCGGUUCCGGUUCAGGCGGGCGGUGACGCCUCCGCGCCGGGCGGGCGGCGGCAGCGGGGCCGUGCUCGCCCCCCGUGCGUGCGGGUCUGCUUGCGCCUCAACCGCCCGCGGUGCUGAGGGGGCGCGGAGAGGCCGGGCCCGCUGCUCUCAGGCGUCCCCGAAUCGUACUGCGGGUGCGCGCGGCUGUACAGAACGUGGAAGUAUGGCUGUGUGCUGCGAUCACACAUUGCAAAGAAAAAAGAAGGUUAGUUUUCAGCUAGCUUCAACGUCUCCUUGAUGUGAACGUACUCCAGUGGGGUGCAAACCAAAGCGUUAAAGAAAUAUUGUUUCUUAGAACUCUGUUGAGCGUGGGCUCCUGUCACUAAUGUUGCAGUAACGUAAACAGGACCGUGGUGAGGCCCUCUGUGUCUGAGUAACACAAGUACGUGCAGCAUCUUCUGUGUCAGUGUCUGCUGUGGUUUGCCUCCCGACAAAAGGAUAUUCAGGAUUUGCUGGUGCUCUGCUUCAGAAGGACCAUCCUGUAUAGGAUGUAGCAUCUCACUACCACAUAGUUCACUGCUGCUGGGCACGCCCUGCCCUCAGACCAGGCCGUGGCAUAAGCUCUGCUCACCUCGCCUGCUCAAAUAAAUCUCCGGUAGGCAUCAGCAGCAACCAGGAAAUUUCAAACACAAUUUUGUCAGAAUCAAAUCUUAGAAUAUGAAAUGGAAUAAUGUUACUGAGAUGUCCAGUUUGCCACAUCUCACUAGGGCUGGAGAGACUCCUGUGGAAGAAUUCCUCAAUUGCCUGCCUCUCAUCAAACAAGAUAAGCUAGACAAGACAUUUCCUUCGUUGCAAAGGAACUGUUUAAACCAAGUGUUUUAAAGAGACCAUUCUGAAGUUUAAGAUUAUGGAUUUGCCUGAGGGGCUUUAUGCAGCAGCUGAGGAACACUAUAAAGCAUCUAAAACUCAGGCCCAGACUGGUCAUCACUGAGAUACCUGUGUCUACAAAGGGCUAGCUCCUGCAUGAAGAUACUUUUUAAUCUGUAGCAUCUUCACUAUACAGAAGACAAUGUACUUUUAUAGGUUAAAUGUUAAUGAUGUGACUCAUUAAAUUCUGUGCUUGAAAUCUUCUUGGUACAUCAUCAAAAGCUGUACAUGAUUCAAACCAGCAGAUGCGGAUUACUGCUUUGCUUAGAUGCAGUUUCUAUCUAUUUGGGAUAGAAAGAAGUGGUAAAUGUUGUUUAGCACCAAACUACUUUCUGCUUGCAAACCUAAUGAUACAGGAAGCACAGGUUUAAAAAAAAAUCCAUUAAAAUAAACAAUUGGUGAUAACUGGA